This is a messenger RNA of Tarenaya hassleriana, 1722 nucleotides long. RefSeq names its product protein TWIN LOV 1. The record is from RefSeq and is a predicted model, not a curated record. Gene Ontology annotation, cellular component: nucleus. The transcript is spliced from 7 exons. NCBI's taxonomy places the organism in Eukaryota, Viridiplantae, Streptophyta, Magnoliopsida, Brassicales, Cleomaceae. The coding region runs from base 402 to 1580 and encodes 392 amino acids.
ACUAACAGAGCCAAACUCCUCUCCGAAUAGCCACAGAAACGCAAGAAAAAAUCAGAGCGAAGAGAGAUUGACGUUAACAUCUCACUCGAUCUCCAUCGUUCAUUCGUUUCCCAACAAAUUCGAUUAUUUUUCGUUCAUAAAUGCUCUGCAGCGUCGGCGUUCUCCUCUCACUUUCGACCAGAGAAGAGAGAGCAGGAGAAAUACGGAAUCUAUGGGCCUCGGAGCUGCGAUUCUUCGAGAAAAUAUCUGGAUUUUGUGAUUCCCUCUUCAAGGCUUGUUGAUUCAGCCAUCUGGGUUCGUGUUUCUGAUUACUCGACGAAGCUCUCGAAUUUCGCCCGAAGCCACAUGGGAUUGGCACUGAACUGGAGAUUCAGGGGAAGAUACGAGAGAUCGACACGAGUAUGUCCGUAGCGGGUUCUUUAGAAGUGGGUUUAAUCGAGGAAUCGUUCAACGCUCGAUACUCGUUAUGGAUCACAGAAGCUCUAGACGAGCUUCCCGACAAUUUCACCAUCACUGACCCGUGCUUGUCGGGUCACCCGAUCGUCUUCGCGAGCCGAGGAUUCCUGAAAAUGACGGGAUAUUCGAGGGAUGAAGUCAUCGGGAAGAACGGGAGGGGAUUUCAGGGACCCAUGACCAAUCGGAGAUCGAUCAUGGAGAUUCGAGAAGCGAUUCGAGAAGAGAGACCAGUUCAAGUGAGUCUGCUGAAUUACCGGAAAUCGGGCUCGCCCUUUUGGAUAUUGUUCCACAUGAGUCCUGUUUUCGGGAAAGACGACGGAAAGGUGAUUCAUUUCGUGGCGGUUCAAGUUCCGAUCUCUGGACAGCGGCAUCAUCGGUCGGGUUUCGGCGAGGAUUGGUCGGAUCGAUGCGAAACGGCGUUUGGGUCAUGUAGAAGGGAGGUUUCCUCGGGUUCUUUGGUGCGUUCUGGUCGGUCCCUGCAGCUGGAAUGGGACGAGAAAGCAGAAUUAGAGAAUUGGGAACACUGUGAAGCAAGCGAAUGCGAGAAGCUAAGAGCUGUAGCCGCCAUUAACAAUGUAUUAUCUGUUUUAACACAUUACAGUGAGUUAACUGGUAGAUUAGUCUGUGGAAACCGAUGCUGUUCACCUCGGACUGGCUUCCUCAGCUCCUCCUUGAUUAUAUCCCUUUGUAGAGUCAAACAAAGCUUUGUGUUGACCGAUUCACGCUUGCCCGACAUGCCUAUUGUUUACGCCAGCGAUGCCUUCUUGAGAUUGACUGGUUACAUGAGACAUGAGGUGUUGGGGCGAAACUGUAGAUUUCUGAGUGGAGCUGAUACAGAUUCCUUGGUUCUAUACGAGAUUAAGGAGAGCAUACAGAAUGAACGAUCUUGCACGGUGCAAAUACUAAACUACAGGAAAGACGAGAGUCCGUUCUGGAAUCUUCUCCACAUAUCACCAAUCCGUAAUGCUUCCGGCAAGACAGCUUACUUCGUGGGCGUUCAGAUGGAAAUAAGUUGCGAGAAGGUUGAAGCCAAAGGGCUGAGACCAGAGACGAGGCAACUCAGUGUCGUUGCUGCUGUUAGAGUUGCUGUCCGGGGUUCAUCAAUGGCGGCUUCCCUGCCCUAAAGAAGAAAGAAUGUACAGACCCUACUUGCUGUUCAUGUACGUAUAUAUAUGUACACACCAUUUUCAGUACAAAAACGUUUCAGCCCUUGUAUCAGCCAUCUGGAUAAUUUCACAAGAAAGUGAAUCUUUGAUGUUCUCCUCA